Messenger RNA from Syzygium oleosum, 2013 nucleotides. Its product is annotated as trihelix transcription factor ASR3. The transcript is spliced from 2 exons. NCBI's taxonomy places the organism in Eukaryota, Viridiplantae, Streptophyta, Magnoliopsida, Myrtales, Myrtaceae. Bases 487 to 1551 code for a protein of 354 amino acids. The record is from RefSeq and is a predicted model, not a curated record.
CUGCGGGGGAUGUGCCCUUGGAAAAGAGAUCUUGGUGGUGUUCUAAAACAGAGGAGAUCUCGCUUGUUUAGAAGGGAAAAGCUCGGCCAAUUAAUGGCGACAUUGAAAGUCCAUGACCCCUCCAUUGAAAUCAUGGCAGAUUAAGCAGAGAGGGAGAGGAGCGCCCUUAUUAAGCCUCGAAGGGUCAAGUUGCACUAGAAUCUCCCCCACCCCCUAAAGGUAAAAAACAGAGAGAGAGAGAGAGAGAGAGAGAGAGAGAUUAAGGAACAGAGGACGCCACCCACUGACAAGAUUAAGUCCCAAAACCCACCAUAAUCUCUCUCUCUCUCUCUCUCUUCCUCUGUUUCUAUCUCUCUGUCUCGCCCAUUUGUCUACGCCGUUACGGAGGCCCGUGGAACGCCGUUAUCCACCUCAGCAGCGUCAGCCCGCGCGCCGUUCGACGCCCCCACCCCACCUCCCCUGUUUCCCGCCGCCGCCGCCGCCGCCAUGGCCGCGGAGCAACUGAGCCUGGGGCCGGCCGACGCGGCCAACGGCGCCGAGUGCCGGGCGGCGUCGGCGGGGGACGGCGGGGACGACGGCGGCGGCGGCGGAGGGGGGGGGAGGGCGCCGAGGCUGCCGCGGUGGACGAGGCAGGAGAUCCUGGUACUGAUACAGGGGAAGAGGGUGGCGGAGACGCGGGUCCGGAGGGGGCGGGUCGGCGGGUCGGCGUUCGGGGCGGGGCAGUUGGAGCCGAAGUGGGCGUCGGUGUCGUCGUACUGCAAGCGGCACGGGGUGAACCGGGGGCCGGUCCAGUGCCGGAAGCGGUGGAGCAACCUUGCCGGCGAUUACAAGAAGAUCAAGGAGUGGGAGGCCAGGACCAGGGACGAGACGGAGUCGUUCUGGGUCAUGAGGAACGACCUCCGGCGGGAGAGGAAGUUGCCCGGGUUCUUCGACAGGGAGGUCUACGAUAUCCUCGACCACCAGGGGUCGUCCUCGUCGGCGGCUGCGGCGGCGGCGGUGGCGGAGCCUCCUCCGGAGGCGGAACUGGCCCUCGCUCUGGCCCCGGCUUCCGCGGCGGCGGCGGACGACGAGGAGGCGGAGGAGGAGAGGGACGUGGUGUUCGAUAGCGGCCGGAGCGCCGCCGCAGAGGACGGGCUAUUUUCGGAUUUUGAGCAGGACGACGGGGGCGGGGGCGGGGGCGGCGAAACCCCCGAGAAGGAGGUGGAGACACCGGUCCGGAUGCCCGAUGCGGCGCCGGCGGCCGCGGUGCCAAUCUCAGGUGCAGGACACGAGAAACAUCCGCCGCCGUCGAAUCCGGAGAUAGGCUCGACGUCCGCGGACGCGCGGAAGCGGAAACGACCGAUAUCAGAAGCCGACGAGGAGCCCGUCGGGAUGCAGUACCGCCUGAUCGACGUCCUGGAGAGAAAUGGCAAGUUGCUAACGGCCCAACUCGAGGCACAGAACAACAAUCUGCAGCUGGACAGAGACCAGAGGCAAGACCACGCCAACGGUUUGCUCGCCGUCCUCAACAAGCUCGCCGACGCCAUGGGAAGGAUCGCCGACAAGUUAUAGCAGAAGGGUCGGGGAUCGGCGCGCUCGGUUGGGUGUACAUAGGGAGCAGUUGUUCUCUGAGUGAGAGUCUUUGGGAGCUCGUUAGGAGAAGGAUCAAAAGGAAGGGAUGGGUAGCGAUUGAAUCUAGCGAUAGGUAGUGAUUAUUUACCUGAAUUCUCAUGCUUUCUUAUUCAUCAAAACUUGUUCUUUUUCUUUUCUUUUUCUAUAUAUCUGCGUAUAGGGCAAUGGCAUGCAGUUUUUGACACACUAUUGUUACGUCCUUUUCCACAGAGAUGAUGAUAAUAAUAAUAAUAAUGAAUAGGGGGAGAUUAGCAAAUUUCAAGAUGGGUUUUGCGUUUUCUGCAUCUUUUUUAAUGUUGUUUGACCUUGUACAGUACAUGGGACGGACACACACGUGUAAGAAGAUGUAUUGUUACUCCUCUGUUGUGAUCUUUCUAAUUGAUGAUGGCUUUUUUCGUGAUA